AUGGAGUUUGUUAACGGAGGAAGUAACGCUAGCACACAUAAUGGUGUGGAGAAACUUGUGGGAACAAACUACAAGUACUGGAGAAUGUGUAUGGAGGCUUAUCUUCAAGGGCAAGACUUGUGGGAACUAGUUGCUGGUUCCGAUGCUGAGAUUCCAGUUGAUACUCCUGAUAAUUUGAUACGCAUAUUUUAUAUAGGGUUUUUCCAAAUUUAUGCGUAUGGAGUGAAGCGUAGCAAUUUGGAGCAAAUUGGAAAAAAGCUGGAAAAAGUGCCUAGUUCCUCAAAAUUUAUGCGAAGUUCAAAGGAUAAGGAAUUAUUGCCUUUUAAUCCCGAGAUUGAGAAAACUUGCAAGAAACUAAAUAAGCAACGGAAAGAGCGAAUCUCCGCACAAAGGGCACUUCGGCGUAUUGAGUUUACUAUUGAACAAGAAAGUUUUGAGUUGAAUUUUGACACAUUCGAACUCGGAACAAUGGAGGAAGAUAGAUCUCUCAAACAUCACAUGUUACCAUCUCUUGAUGACGCCACAACGGGCAUUGCUAGACCUCAUGUCGCCGCAAAUAACUUCGAGAUCAAGCCGGCGUUCAUUCAAAUGAUCACUCACAACCUCUCAUUCAAUGGGUUGCCUAGUGAUGAUCCUUAUGAGCAUAUUAUGAGCUUCUUGGAAUUAUGCAACACCUUCAAAAUGAAUGGGGUACCAGAUGAGGCAAUUUAUCUCAUUUUAUUUCCAUUCUCUUUGAAGGAUAAGGCCAAGAAUUGGUUACAAAAUUUGCCUCGAGGUACCAUCACUAAGUGGGAAGAUCUAGCUAAAAAGUUUUUGGAGAAGUUUUAUCCUCCUUCAAAAACGGCGAAGCUUCGCAUGGCUAUUACCACAUUUGCUCAACAAGACUUGGAGAGCCUCUAUGAAGCUUGGGAACGGUUCAACGAGUACCUAAGGAAGUGCCCUCAUCAUGGAGUUCCGGAUUGGCUAGUGGUAGAAACUUUCUUCAACGGGCUAAACGGAGCAACAAGGAUGAUGCUUGAUGCGGCGUCCGGGGGGAGUUUUAGAGCAAAGGAGCCCAAGGAAUGCAAUGCCUUGAUUGAAACCAUGGCGGCCAACAAUUAUGAGCGGUCCUCAAUUCGCAAACCGGUUGGAGUCCAUGAAGUCGAAGCUAUUUCAGCUUUAGAUGCCAAGGUGGAAGCUCUAACCAAGAAAAUCGACAAAUUGGCGAUUCCGCAAAUUACAUGUUGCCUUUGUGGUGGAAAUCACGUCAUGGAAGAUUGUAGCAUGAACAAUGCUCACGUGGUACAAGGGAUGGAGCAAGCCAAUUAUGUGGCUAAUCAAGGAAGAGGCCAAAAUAAUCCCUACUCUAAUACCUACAAUCCGGGGUGGAAAAAUCACCCAAAUUUUUCAUGGAGCAACACUCAAAAUGUGGUGAGGCCUCCACCCGGAUUUCAAACUCAACCUCAAGAACCAAGGAGACCAAGUUUGGAAGACAUGUUAAUGCAACACAUGCAAAAGACCGAUUCGCUUCUCCAAAACCAACAAGCUUCCAUCAAAUCAUUGGAGAAUCAAAUUGGUCAACUAGCACUUUCCAUGUCUACUCGCACCAAUGGGUCUUUGCCUAGCAACACCGAGGUCAAUCCAAAGGAACAAGCUAAGGAAAUUACUUUGAGGAGCGGAACCAUACUAGAGGGACCAAAAGUUCCUAAUGAGGUGGUAAUAGAGAAGGAAAGCGACAAGAUCGGCAAGUCGGAAGAAAAGGGAGAGGAAGUAAUUUUGAAGCCAUAUGUUCCUAAACUUCCUUAUCCUCAAAGGGUGAAGAAAGUAGAAGAUGACAAGAAUUUCUCCAAAUUUCUUGACAUGUUCCGCAAGAUUCACAUCAACAUUUCGCUUACCGAGGCAAUUUCCCAAAUGCCUAAGUAUGCUAAAUACUUGAAAGAAAUCAUCUCAAAUAAGCAAAAAUUUGAUGAUGUGGGAACGGUCACGCAAACCGAAGAAUGUAGCGCACUCAUUCAAAACAAGCUUCCUCAAAAGGCGAAAGAUCCGGGAAGCUUCACUAUUCCAUGCAUCAUUGGCGAAACGGAAUUUGGUAAGGUACUUUGUGAUCUUGGUGCAGGCAUUAAUUUAAUGCCUUUGUCUAUUUGCAGGAAAUUAGGUAUGGUGAAGGAGAUGAGGAACACUACCGUUUCUCUACAAUUGGCGGACAAGUCAAUUACUUACCCAAGUGGAGUACUUGAAGAUAUCCUAAUCAAAGUCGAUAAAUUCAUAUUUCCUAUUGAUUUUAUUAUCCUUGACAUGGAGGAAGAUAAAGAAGUUCCACUCCUCUUGGGUAGACCUUUCCUUGCAACUAGCAAAGCCAUCAUAGAUGUGGAAGGAGGUAAGUUGACCUUGAGAGUAGGUCAAGAAGAGGUAAUUUUUGAAAUGUAUUCUUCUUUGAAAUAUCCCAUGGAAUAUGAGGAUUGCUUGCGUGUAGACAUUAUUGACCAUUGUGUAGAUGAAUAUGUUGAUAUAGAACAUGAACCUUUGCAUGAUGUGAUUUUUGAUGAUCAUGAGGUGAGUCCUUGUGAAAAACAUGGUAAUGAAGAGCACAUUUAUGAAAUACUUCAUAGGGAAUCACAACCGGCCUUACCAUCUAUUGCAUGUCCACCUAAGCUUGAGCUUAAACAAUUGCCCAUGCACUUAAAGUAUGUCUUCCUAGGAGAUAACUCCACUUUGCCGGUCAUUAUUUCUUCAUCUUUAAGCGAAGUGGAAGAAACUAGUCUUUUGCAUGUUUUGAGAACUCACAUUAAGUCCAUAGGUUGGAGCAUAUCCGACAUUAAAGGAAUUAGUCCUUCUCUUUGCAUGCAUAAAAUUCUCAUGGAAGACUCUCACUCACCCACUAUUGAGCACUCACGUAGGUUAAAUCCUAAUAUGAAAGAAGUGGUUAAAAGUGAGAUUAUUAAACUUUUAGAUGCAGGAAUUAUUUAUCCUAUCUCGGAUAGCAAGUGGGUGAGCCCCGUGCAAGUCGUACCUAAAAAGGGUGGCACAACCGUCAUUGAGAAUGACAAACAUGAGUUGAUUCCCACUAGGAAAGUCACGGGAAUUGAAGUGGACAAGGCAAAGAUUGAGGUGAUUGAAAGUUUACCCCCUCCUAUUUCGGUAAAAGGCAUCCGUAGUUUUCUUGGACAUGCGGGUUUUUAUAGAAGAUUCAUAAAAGAUUUUUCCAAGAUUACUAAACCUCUUUGCCAUCUCUUGAAUAAAGAUGUGACUUUUGAAUUUGACAAAGAAUGUUUAGGUGCCUUUAAUCGAAUUAAGAAGGAGUUAAUUUCAGCACCUAUAAUCAUCGCCCCGGAUUGGAAUCUUCCAUUCGAGUUGAUGUGUGAUGCUAGCGAUUACGCGGUCGGGGCUGUUUUAGGCCAAAGAAGGGAUAAGCGAUUGCAUGUUAUCGCUUAUGGAAGUCGCACUCUCAAUGAUGCUCAAAUGAAUUACGCCACAACGGAGAAGGAAUUAUUAGCUAUUGUCUUUGCUUUUGACAAAUUUCGGUCAUAUUUGAUGGGAUCAAAGACAAUUGUUUUCACCGAUCAUGCGGCAAUCCGGUAUCUUCUUACUAAGAAGGAAGCUAAACCUCGACUAAUUCGUUGGAUUCUUUUAUUGCAGGAAUUCGAUCUUGAGAUUAAAGACAAGAGCGGAGCGGAAAAUCUUGUAGCGGAUCACCUAUCUAGACUUGAGCGUGAGGAUGAUCCAAACAAUGAACCUCCAAUCAACGAAUCAUUCCCCGAUGAACAACUAUUCGCCAUCCAACAUUCUACAAGUGAGGUACCUUGGUUUUCUGAUUUUGCAAAUUUUCUAGCAUGCAAAGUUCUUCCUAAUGACUUGACUUAUCAACAAAAGAAAAAAUUUAUGCAUGAUGUCAAGCAUUACUAUUGGGAUGAACCAUACUUGUACAAGUAUUGUUCCGACCAAAUCAUUAGGAGAUGUGUGCCUAGGGAGGAGGUAAAAAGUAUUUUAAAUCAUUGUCAUGCUUUAGAAUGUGGAGGUCACUUUGGUCCGUCUCGAACGGCGGCUAAAGUACUUCAAAGUGGCUUUUAUUGGCCCUCGUUGUUUAAAGAUACCCAUAAGUAUGUGAUGUCAUGUGAUAGAUGUCAACGAAUGGGAAACAUAUCCAAGAGGAAUGAGAUGCCACUAAACAACAUUUUGGAAGUCGAAUUGUUCGACGUUUGGGGAAUUGAUUUUAUGGGACCUUUUCCAUCAUCAUAUGGAAACAUGUACAUUCUUGUGGCGGUGGAUUAUGUUUCUAAAUGGGUGGAGGCCAUUGCUUUACCAUCAAACGAGUCAAAACAUGUGCUAAAUUUUUUAAAGAAAAAUAUUUUUACUCGUUUUGGUGUCCCUCGCACAAUUAUUAGUGAUGGCGGAUCCCAUUUUUGUAAUCGCUAUAUGACCACUCUUCUUUCCAAGUAUGGUGUUUCUCAUCGUGUAGGUAUACCUUAUCACCCGCAAACUAGUGGACAAGUGGAAGUCUCUAAUCGAGAAAUCAAGCGGAUCUUGGAAGCAACGGUCAACUCUUCACGGAAAGAUUGGGCAUCUAAGCUCGAUGAUGCUCUUUGGGCUUAUAGAACGGCUUUUAAAACACCUCUUGGUAUGUCACCAUAUCGAGGGGUGUUUGGUAAAGCAUGUCACCUUCCGGUGGAACUUGAGCACAAAGCGUAUUGGGCGAUGAAAUUGCUAAAUUUUGAAGCGGGGGCCGUAGGGAAAAAGAGACUUUUACAAUUGAGUGAGAUGGAAGAGAUUCGCCUUCAUGCUUAUGAAAACGCCCGGAUAUACAAGGAACGUACUAAAAGGUGGCACGACAAGCAUAUUCAAUCUCGUGAAUUCAAGGUUGGACAAAAAGUGCUUCUUUUUAAGUCUCGCCUUAGACUAUUUCCGGGUAAGUUAUCAUCACGUUGGUCAGGUCCAUUCACCAUUACUCAAGUCUUUCCACAUGGUGCAAUAGAAAUCGAAGGUACGGAUCACAAAUUCAAGGUGAAUGGUCAAAGACUUAAAGUGUAUCAUGAUGAAGGUGUUGAUAACACCGAAACCGUUGCUCUUUUCGAUUAA
Messenger RNA from Mercurialis annua (annual mercury), 5052 nucleotides. RefSeq lists its product as uncharacterized. Gene Ontology annotation, biological process: DNA integration. NCBI's taxonomy places the organism in Eukaryota, Viridiplantae, Streptophyta, Magnoliopsida, Malpighiales, Euphorbiaceae. The coding region runs from base 1 to 5052 and encodes 1683 amino acids. The record is from RefSeq and is a predicted model, not a curated record. The transcript is spliced from 4 exons. Gene Ontology annotation, molecular function: nucleic acid binding.